Messenger RNA from Esox lucius (northern pike), 4309 nucleotides. It is a transcript of the gene tbl1xr1a, whose product is annotated as tbl1x receptor 1a. Lineage: Eukaryota; Metazoa; Chordata; Actinopteri; Esociformes; Esocidae. The record is from RefSeq and is a predicted model, not a curated record. Gene Ontology annotation, molecular function: transcription corepressor activity; protein binding. The transcript is spliced from 17 exons. Gene Ontology annotation, cellular component: histone deacetylase complex. The coding region runs from base 469 to 2049 and encodes 526 amino acids. Gene Ontology annotation, biological process: regulation of transcription by RNA polymerase II.
ACUCCUCAGUGUUUCAGUGUCUGAAGCCGUUGGCUGGUUCUGAACCGUUUGGCUCUUUCUCCACUAGCAAGCAACCUUACAUUGUACCCCAAUUGCUCUUCAUUCUAAUUUUUUAAUGGAUUUAUGAAAUGCUACACUAAUGUAAUCAAAACACAUUGAUCAUUUGGGAUUUUAACUACCAAGCCGCCAUCUCGGAGUAGACUUAUAACGCUUUAUUGUGACUAUAUUUUAGAAAAUAGCGGUGGAGGAGGAGAUUCCAUAUAAGGAGCACAGCAGAGAAGGCACCCCUUGUGUGAUCUGGACGUUUAAACUGAAGAGGGGAUACGGUCAGAUAUCUGAAUGACACUCGUGCACAUGGUGCUGAGGCUGGUGGACGGUACCCUUUCAAAACACAUUUGUUGUGAAAACAGACUCACUACUGUGGCCUGUGUCCUGUUUGCUGACCUCAUGGUGUAACCAGGUAUAAAGAUGAGCAUAAGCAGUGAUGAGGUCAACUUCCUGGUGUACAGAUACCUACAGGAGUCAGGGUUUUCCCACUCAGCCUUCACGUUUGGCAUAGAGAGCCACAUCAGCCAGUCGAACAUCAAUGGAGCCCUGGUGCCCCCUGCUGCUCUCAUCUCAAUCAUCCAGAAGGGCCUGCAGUACGUGGAGGCCGAAGUUAGCAUUAAUGAGGACGGCACGCUGUUUGACGGGCGGCCGAUCGAGUCCCUUUCGCUCAUCGACGCGGUGAUGCCGGACGUGGUGCAGACGCGACAGCAGGCCUACAGAGACAAAUUGGCCCAGCAACAGGCGGCCCAGGCACCCCCGGCUGCUGCGGCCGGUAUGGCGGCCAAUGCCAAGAACGGCGAGAACACAGCCAAUGGCGAGGAGAACGGAGCACACACGUUAGCUAAUUCUGGACAUGCUGAUGAUGUGCUCUCUGUGUGCUGUACAGACAACCAUGACAUGAUGGAGGUGGACGGUGAUGUGGAGAUCCCCCAAAACAAAGCCAUGGUGCUGCGAGGCCAUGAGUCCGAAGUGUUUAUCUGCGCCUGGAACCCGGUCUCCGACCUGCUCGCCUCUGGGUCUGGGGACUCGACGGCACGGAUCUGGAACCUAAGUGAGAACAACACCAACAGCUCCACCCAGCUGGUCCUGAGGCACUGCAUACGGGAGGGAGGCCAGGACGUCCCCAGCAACAAAGAUGUCACCUCACUGGACUGGAAUAGUGAGGGUACUUUACUAGCAACCGGCUCAUAUGAUGGGUUUGCCAGGAUAUGGACAAAGGACGGUAAUCUUGCCAGUACCCUGGGUCAACACAAAGGUCCCAUUUUUGCUUUGAAAUGGAACAAGAAAGGAAACUUCAUUCUUAGUGCUGGAGUAGAUAAGACUACAAUCAUAUGGGAUGCUCACACAGGAGAAGCCAAACAACAGUUCCCGUUCCAUUCAGCACCUGCUCUGGAUGUGGACUGGCAGAGCAACAACACGUUCGCUUCCUGCAGCACAGAUAUGUGCAUCCACGUGUGUAAGCUGGGCCAGGACAGGCCCAUAAAGACUUUCCAAGGUCACACGAAUGAAGUAAAUGCAAUCAAAUGGGAUCCAACCGGUAACCUGCUGGCCUCGUGCUCAGACGACAUGACGCUGAAGAUCUGGAGUAUGAAACAGGACACGUGCGUUCAUGACCUGCAAGCUCAUAGUAAAGAGAUCUACACUAUCAAAUGGAGCCCCACCGGUCCGGGAACCAACAACCCAAAUGCCAAUCUCAUGCUUGCCAGCGCAUCCUUCGAUUCGACGGUGCGACUGUGGGAUGUGGACAGAGGCAUCUGCAUCCAUACUCUUACCAAACACCAGGAGCCCGUCUACAGUGUGGCCUUCAGUCCAGAUGGCAGGCACCUGGCCAGUGGCUCCUUCGACAAGUGUGUCCACAUCUGGAACACCCAGACUGGUGCUUUAGUCCAUAGCUACAGAGGGACAGGGGGAAUCUUCGAAGUUUGCUGGAACGCAGCAGGUGAUAAAGUUGGCGCCAGUGCAUCGGAUGGCUCCGUUUGUGUAUUAGAUCUGCGGAAAUAGCGCUGCUUGUUGGAAGCCAUGGACCGACAAUGAAUGUGUACAUAGCCAAAAUGACUGUCCCUGCCCCCACGUACUGCUAGUCCCUCUGAACCAUGGCCGGCCACUACAGACCAGAAACAAGCAUCCCAACACAGCUGAUUCAGGAGCACGGACAUGCUCUGUGCAGCGAGUCCUAACAGACAAUAAAGGGACACAUACAAAAAAAAAGAAAAAAACAGAUCCAUAUAUGUACCAAAAUGUGGAAGCUAUUUUGCUUUUUUGAUCUUAAACCAUGCUCUUCAAGACAAAAAAAAAAGUCAAAAAAAGAAAAGAUUUUUAACUUUGUUGGUAGUUCAGUCUCUGUGUGCAAACAUAUCGGCUUUCCCAUUCUGCAGCAGGCAGUUAGUUUUUUUUAUAAUUGUUUUUAUUAUUUCACCAUUUAAUAUUUUUUUGGGGGGUCACAGCUGCAUGAAGUGGAGGAGUCCUCUUUUUUUAUACACACUCACAACAGUUCUUUAAAAAAAAAAGUUGUCUUUGGUAGUGUACGCUUUGUGGUUCAAAACAAAACAAAGAGGACUUGAAGAAAAAUGUUUAAUUUUUCCGUUCUUUAUUGUAGUUCUACUGUUGACAUCAGUUUUACUGUUGACAUUUAAAUGCAGUUUUUAGUUUGUAUUUCCCUCUAUAGGAGACAUCGAUUCUCCUGACUUUAAUAUAACAAAUUAACAUGGGCACACGUGAAAGAAGAGGGAUUGUACAUCUGGUUGCUUGAAAACCUUUUUUAUGGGUUGUUUGUGCACUAUCAAUGGAGCUAGAGUAACUAUCCGUGAUUCCCCCUGGACGAAGAUGUACUGCUGUAGCUAUCAUGUGGAAAUAACCAGUAUUGGAUCGGUUAAAGAGAAGCGGAAGAGUCAGUCCCCAAUGACUGUUCCCCCCCUCCAGUGUGAAUGAUUGGAACUGUGAUGUCCACUGGACCGUUUGUAACAAAGCUACCGUUGGGCAAACCGAGGCCCCUUUUACAACAUCCUCAACCAUAAAAAAGGGAAGACUUGCUUCAAGUUAUGUAUUCUUCUAAAAUGUAGUCUCAAAUGUGUUUCUCUCUCUGAUGUUUUUCAGAUACAUUUCAUAUUGCUGAUUUACUGUGUCUUGUGUCACAACGAAACCUCCAAAACUUUACUGGUCUUUACUGGUUCACAUUUUAAACAGUUUGAUUAGGCUUUUGAACUCCGGUUAGCUAUUGACGGUGAUCAGAAACAGCCAUUGCUGUUUUCAGAGAAAACAUAGAAUCUUAAAGCAAGUCUGGGUGUUGGGCUCCAAAUCAGAAACACGGAAUCACAUGGAUUAUCACGCACCAUAUAAAUACACAUUAUUUUUGUGCUGCUCAAUAUUAAGAGAAGUCUCACAACAGUAAUGAAUGGACAGUUCAUUUUUUUUAAAUGGGACAAAUUACUUACAUUUUCUUGAUGUCCUAAAUGAAGUGUUUUCUAGAUGUCCUAAAUGAAGUGUAUUUACAGAAAAAGAAAGCCGUUCAGAUUUUUACAGAUGGCAGAAAGAGAUUUUGGCUCAAUGGAAAUGUAAGGAUUCAGCAUCAGCGCCCAUGACCAGGAUUCCUUGUCCCUGUUAUUUAAGCCUUAUUUCUUAGUCAGUUUUUAAAGGAUAUUGUCACUAGGAUGCUUGCCCACACAAAGCCUCCUGGUCAAGAAAAGCACUUUCAAUGGAAACAUUGAGGAUGUUUUAGUAUUAUAAUAGGUUUAAUUUGGGCCUGUGCUACCGGCCCGUAAAUGUACAUUUUAUACAGAGUGUAGUCCUUUUAAAUCUGUAUUAACUUUCUACUUUAAGUAGAUUACAAACCAUCUGGACACUAUUUAUUAUACGGUCUAUGACAGUGGAAGGAUAUUUGAGGUUUUCUUUUAUGAUAAAUCCACUGUCCUAGUGUCUGCUUUGCCCUUCAUUUUCACUACCUGAAUUCUAAUCAUAUUCUUAUGAUGUGUAUGUCCCCUGGACAUUUUGUACUCUUUUAAAACUUUUGUAAUUCAUAUUUCUUUGUAGCCUAAAUAAUUAAAUUGAUGAUUAUUGGAGAUAAUCGUGUACAGUACGUUCCAGUUUAAGGAUUUAUUUUGGUUGGUUCCACAUGCAUUAUGAGUGCCCAUAACCCACCCUUGGUUUUUCAAGUCAAAUUUUGUUUUUUGUUUUUGCAGAUUCUCCUCGCAUUGCAUUGAUCUGUUGUAAUUUGAACCAGAUCUGAAAAAAAGUCCAGAAUAAAAUAUAUUUUGAUAUUAAUAGA